Molecule: messenger RNA, 1195 nt
Organism: Mustela erminea (ermine)
Lineage: Eukaryota; Metazoa; Chordata; Mammalia; Carnivora; Mustelidae
Product: translation initiation factor IF-2-like
Exons: 3
Coding region: 1-957 (318 amino acids)
Source: RefSeq, a predicted model, not a curated record
AUGUGGCUGAUUUUAGACGGUCGUGAGUUCGAUCCUCACACGGGGCACAAUACUUUUGUUGGCUCUACGUCUCCACUCCAGCCAGAACGACGGAUUUUAUUUGCCCCCGGGUGCACAGGGAGACCCCGGAGUCCGCGCUUUUCCGCAAAGGGGUUUCCGGGGCGACGCUGGGCUCGCCUCGCCUGCGGGAAAAACCGGUCCUCGCACGCUGUCAAGUCUCCCUUCUGUGUUCCGCGCCCUGGACUGAGGACUGGAAGGAAGACCGAGGCGCGACGACAGGGGGGGACACACGCGGCACACAGGCCGCGACCCCGUAAGCCGCUGACAAAGAACCGCAGCUUCCCCAGGGCGCAGUACCCCUGCCACCCCGCCCUCCCGGGUCGCUCCGCCCUGGCCCCGGAGGCAGGGCCGUCGUGCGCGGUCAGGCGGCGGAGGGCCCUGAGCACCACGGGGCAACGUGGGCGUGCGGCGCUGGGAGGCGGCGGGAUCCGAGGGGGCAGGGGAGGGGGGUCGGGAGCGCUCCUAGCAGGGGUGUCGACGGCCGCCGGCCGGGCGGGACCGGGGGCCCUGCUGCCACUGCGGCCGAAGCAGGUGCACCGGCCACCGCGGUGGUCCCCGACGGUUCCUGCGCGGCCAACCGAUGGCGAUGCGCUGGCUGUGAUCGCCUUCAUCCUGCAGCCGUCUGAUGCGGCACGAAUCUCUGCAGUUCCCCGACGGUGCGAGAGUACUUCCACUGACCUGACAGGGAGCACCUUCCCGAGGCUCUCCCGGCCCUCUCUCUGCCAUAAGGCCCCUUACUCAACGCGUCGUGGUGCCAGCGCGGAGACCCUGCCGUCUGCCAGCCAGGCUGGGCCCGGUGAUGGUUCAGGUACUCGGAAACCAACCACAGCCGGCUUCACGGCCCUGCCUCCGCUGGGACUCCAGCUCGGCCCCAAACCCACCACCUGCCGCCGUUAGCCUUGACUUCGGGGGACACGGCCAGUGUCUCGGAGCCCCUGGAAGGGCUGGGGCCAGUCCCUCAGCUGGAAGAGCUGAGAACCCUGCUGUCUCCAUUUCAGGAUUUCCAUUAUCCCCACGCCCUGGGGAAAUGGCAUCAGAAUGGCGCAAACACGAUUCAAGCCACAGUCUUGCUUAGAUGAAGGUGAAAUUGUAAAUGAGAGAAGAAACAGUGCUUGCUUAUCAACUCACUGCAUGU